This is a messenger RNA of Corticium candelabrum, 976 nucleotides long. RefSeq lists its product as uncharacterized. Bases 150 to 680 code for a protein of 176 amino acids. The transcript has a single exon. Lineage: Eukaryota; Metazoa; Porifera; Homoscleromorpha; Homosclerophorida; Plakinidae. The record is from RefSeq and is a predicted model, not a curated record.
AAAGAAACGGAGUGUGUGAAAAAAGAUUGCAGAAAAGCUAACAAGGGAAGGAGUACAUGUUUCUGGUUUGCAGUGUGAAAACAGGUGGAAAACGCUGAAGUCACUGUUCCGUCGUACGAUCGAUCACAACAAGAAGACAGGUACCUACUAUGAAACAACAAAUUUUUAUUGUUAUCAUUUAUUUUCUUCAUAAAUGUGGUGUUUAUUUCAUAGGAAGGGAAACACGUACGUGUGACUUUUUCCAGGAACUGACAGAUAUCCUUGGAGAUAAGACUGAGAUAGAACCCGUGAGUGUAGCCAGCAGCUACAGCUGUACUACUGAUGAAUCCGUCAACACCAGCAGCAGUUAUGAUGCCUGCUAUCAGGAUUAUGAUGAUCAACUUGAAUCAAUCAAUGACCAUUCCGUGUUAGACGAAAUAGAGACAGUCACUGAAGGCACAGGUGGCCCACCUCCAGCCAAAAGACCAAAGAGGGACAAAGGAAAGUGUGUUUCUAUUCCUACCAGAAAGACUAGUGCAAGCAAGAGAGACAUAAUUGACGUCAUCAAACGUAUGGAGCAAAAUAGGCAUGAGCUUGAGAAGCAGAAAAUGGAUCUUCUCAAAGACAUGCAGAGAGAGAAAAUUACUUCAAUGAAAAGCCUUAUGGACACUCUCAAAGUAUUGCAGACAAACAUUAAUUAGUGCCUGAUCAUUUAAGUUGCAACCACUAGUUUGUUUUAGAAGUUGUGUUCUGAGAUUGCAGCUAAGUUCAUGUUACGUUACAACUACACAGUGUUCCCAUAACUGCUCUGCAAUUAGGUCACAUUUACGUUUAACGAUAUUUUCCCUUGAUUCACCAGGAUGACCAGCAGUAUUAGUUUCCUCAAGACUACAAUCACCAUCCUCAUCACGACCAUCCAUGCCAUCGUCUUGUUGGUUGUCAUCAUCAUUGUCCAAGAAGUGUUCUAUAUCUCUCUCAGACAUGAUGCAUAUAUUGU